AUGGAAAGGUUGAAAACACAAACUCAUGAUUUCUUGAACGAAGAAUCUUUCUCUCGACUUCCCUUCUCCCCUCACUUGCCACCCAAAGAGAAUUCAAUUAGGCUGUUCGGGAAAGAAUUUGGUGGCGGUGAUCUGGCCACCGUUAACACCGACGAGUCUAGUUCAGCGAAAAGUACCACCACCUUUAUCCAGAAUGAAACCAAAGAAAACGGAGAAAGUUGCAGGAAAUUUGAAUGCAAUUAUUGUUGCAGGAACUUCCCUACAUCUCAAGCCCUUGGAGGCCAUCAAAACGCACACAGAAGGGAAAGAUUACAGGCCAAGCGUCCACAUAUCCUACCCUUCUCGAUCCACCGUAGCUCCUCCAAGCCACAACUGCAUAAUGCCAUUAACAACCACGAUCACAACCUCACCACCACCACCACCACCACCUCACCACCCUAUCGCCAUCAAUCCACUAUAAAAAACAUCAUCGACUAUAGCAAUAAUUUAAGGUUUUAUGGAGGAAAAACUUCUUACACUUCCCAUCAAACACCCAUCAACGGUAGGCCAUUGCCAUUGUGGAGAUUUCCCAUGGUGGUGCACAACUCAACUAUAUUUAAUCAUGGCAGCUUGUUGAGUUCCUCAGACACCGGAUCGAGGUCUGGGAACCUAUACAUGCAUGAAUUGCAGCAAAACAUUCAUGAUCAAGUUAGUUUGGAUUUGCAUCUUUAG
Molecule: messenger RNA, 711 nt
Organism: Lactuca virosa
Lineage: Eukaryota; Viridiplantae; Streptophyta; Magnoliopsida; Asterales; Asteraceae
Source: the annotation of a GenBank genome assembly